AUGAACCUCAACAGCAUGCUGAUUGAGAACAUCCGCUCGCACGACUACUUCAAGGGGCUCGGCGAGCUCUCCACUUUCGAGGAGGUCGUCGACCAGAUCUACUACGACUGCACGUACAUCACCCCGUGGCGGCCCGGCACACACAAGGCGCAGCGCGCCGCGGGCAUGUGCUCUGGCCUGCGGGGCGUCUCGAACGCGGGCGUGCCAUCGACGGCGUACAUGCUGCUCUUCAAGCUCUACACGCUGCAGCUCACCCGCAACCAGAUCCUGCGCCUCGUCACGCACAAAGACUCGCCGUACAUCCGCGCGAUCGGCCUGCUGUACCUGCGCUACGUCUGCGAGCCCAAGGAGCUGUGGGGGUGGUACGAGCCGUACGUGAGCGACCCGGAGAUGUGGUCCCAGCUCGGCGAGGGCGGAGAGCGGAGCACCCUCGGUUCCUUCGUCCGCCGCCUCUGCACCGAGCUCGAGUGGUACGACACGAUGCUGCCUCGCCUGCCUGUCCCCGUCGCCCGGGACAUUGAAAAGAAGCUCGCUGAG
Messenger RNA from Emiliania huxleyi CCMP1516, 537 nucleotides. RefSeq lists its product as hypothetical. Gene Ontology annotation, cellular component: precatalytic spliceosome. The record is from RefSeq and is a predicted model, not a curated record. The annotation marks the transcript as partial. Lineage: Eukaryota; Haptophyta; Isochrysidales; Noelaerhabdaceae. The transcript has 2 exons.